Molecule: messenger RNA, 7109 nt
Organism: Chelmon rostratus (copperband butterflyfish)
Lineage: Eukaryota; Metazoa; Chordata; Actinopteri; Chaetodontiformes; Chaetodontidae
Product: T-lymphoma invasion and metastasis-inducing protein 1-like
Exons: 29
Coding region: 333-5366 (1677 amino acids)
Biological process (GO): activation of GTPase activity; positive regulation of axonogenesis; small GTPase-mediated signal transduction
Cellular component (GO): cytosol; plasma membrane; synapse
Molecular function (GO): protein binding; guanyl-nucleotide exchange factor activity
Source: RefSeq, a predicted model, not a curated record
AGGCGUGCAAGAGGCAGCAUGUGUGAGUAUGUGCUGUAACGUGUGUGUGUGUGUGUAGAGUCCAACGCUGCGCCGGAGUCUGGGAGAGACCUCUCUCACUGAUGCAAGGAUUCCCCUGUUCGCUCCCGGAGAGGACACGUGCUGACUGUGUUUUAACCACCACAGGGAAUUAACUGCUCCACACACACACGCAGGAAACACCGGGAGCUGAAGUUAAAGGGCAACCUGACACCACCGUUUGAGGAUGUGUGGAGGAUCAUGCGGUCGGCGAAAGACGUCCCCGCACUGAUGUGGAGAAGCUGGUGAUGCGGCUGCUUAACAACAGUUGAAUCAUGGGAAAUGUGGAGAGUCAGAAUGGUGACAGUGGUUUCUACGGCGAUGUGACGGGACAUCUCUCCCGUAAGCACACGUCCCGGUCGCUCCGUCUCUCGAACAAGCAGCCAGUCACCCGCCGUUCCCGGCAUUCUUCUUCAGUGAAACAGGAACACAGGAACUCUGAAGCCUCAACUCGCUCCUCCAGCACCCCAAGCAUCCCACAAUCCUUAGCAGAGAACGGACUGGAACCUUUCAACGCAACAGAUGCGUUUGAAGACUUUGGCAUCAACCCUCACUGGACACAGCGCGUCGCUAUGACAAUGAGGCCCGAGUCCUAUCAAAACGAUGAUGACCUCUUGGCCACACCAACUCCUGAGACCUCUGAGGCGGACACUGUCGCCCAGGAUGGGGGAGAGGACUCCAUGGGGGAGGGGGAGGGAGACAUCGUCGGUGAGGAGAGGUACCUCCAGCGAAUGACCGAGGGUCCGCGGGAUGGAGGGAGUUUUAAAAAGAAGCGCUCCAAGUCAGCGGACAUGUGGAGAGAAGACAGCCUGGAGUUCUCUCUGUCUGACCUGAGCCAGGAGCAUCUGACCAGCACUGAGGAGAUGAUAGACGGAGGUGAGGAAGAGGAGGAGGAGCAGUUCACACGCCCCAGAGGCAGUGCGGGCUCAGCUGAAAGGGCAUCGUCUCUGGACCAUCUGUGCAGCCAGCAGAGUCCUGGCCUCAGGGGGCAGAGGAGCCGCUACGCUAAGAACCGGAGAGAGGCAGAGUGCGAUGGAGAUGGAGAAGGGGAGGAGGGGUUGAUGUCUCCAACCGAGGAGGAUGGUGGCGGGUACGGAGCAUUCACGCUCCCCUGCCGACGCUCCCACUGCCUGUCUGAGGGCUUGGCAGGGCUUGGCAUCCCAGCUGCACCGUGCCCAGCUUUCCAAGGACGCCGAGCACAAACUACACAGGACAUCUCGGGUGUUUUGGGCGAGGGAAGUGAAUAUGGUGACAGCGGCAUCGAUGGCGUCACCACAGAGAUAGACGGAGAUGGAGAGUUGGUGUCACGGCGAUGUAAGGCCAUGUCGGCCUCUUUCUCGGUAUACUCGGCCACUGAGAGCAGCGUUUUCAACGGGAGCGACAGCGGGAGCAGCAGCGCAGGAGGAGGAGAAGGAAGAGGCGGCGAGGGAGGCAGGGGAGGAGUGUAUGAGAAUUUCAGGAAGGAGCUGGACAAUCAAGCCUGGACACAUCAGGGUCGGGACUGCACGGAGGAGGCUGGCUCCGCCGUGAGCGACGAGCAGAGCAGCGGCACACUCAGCAGUGCAUAUCCGUCGGACGCUCUGAUUGGCUGCGCACAAGGCACGGUCAGGAAAGCAGGAGCGCUGGCUGUGAAGAACUUCUUGGUUCACAAGAAAAACAAGAAGGUGGAACCUGCAACACGGCGCAAAUGGAAACACUACUGGGUCUCUCUGAAAGGCUGCACUCUCUUCCUGUACGAGUCUGAUUGUCGUUCCGGGAUCGACCACAACAGCAUUCCUAAACACGCGCUGUGGGUGGAGAACAGCAUUGUCCAGGCCGUACCCGAACACCCCAAGAAAGACUUUGUGUUCUGCCUCAGCAACUCAGUGGGAGACGCUUUCCUCUUCCAGACUUCAGGCCAGACAGAACUGGAGAACUGGAUCACGGCGAUCCACUCCGCGUGCGCCGCCGCUCUGGCUCGGCAGCACCACAGGGAGGAUACGGUGCGACUUCUGCGAACCGAGAUCCGCAAGCUGGAGCAGAAGAUCGACAUGGACGAGAAGAUGAAAAAGAUGGGAGACAUGCAGCUGUCCACCGUCACUGAUGCCAAGAAGAGGAAGACCAUACUGGAGCAGAUCUUCCUGUGGGAGCAGAACUUGGAGCGGUUUCACAUGGAUCUGUUCCGCUGUCGGUGCUACCUGGCCAGCCUGCAGGGCGGCGAACCCCCCAACCCCAAACGCCUGCUGGGCUUCGCUUCACGUCCCACCAAGCUGGCCAUGGGACGACUGGGCAUCUUCUCUGUCUCUUCCUUCCAUGCACUGGUGUCAGCCCGCACAGAAAGCAGCAUCAGGAAGCGGAACCAGGCCAUGCCUCGCACCUUCAGUAAACGCCGCAGCCGUUUCUCCUCUCUCUGGGGCCUGGACACCACCUCGAAGAGGAAGACCACGGGGCAUCCUUCAAUCAACCAGGUGUUCGUUGAUGGGAUGGCGCCGGCGAGAAAGCCAUUGGAGCGGAUGUCUGAAGACUCCGCCAGUGAGAAAUCUAAGGAGAGAGAGGGCUCAGUGAAAAAUCUUCCUCAGCAAAACGUGGACAGCGACAUUUGGGUUCCUGAUUACCUGACUCCCUCCUGGGUUUGUCUGCCGAACAAUCAGCCUGUCCUGGUCAUCAUACAGCCUGGGGAGACAGCCCUUGAAGUGCUAAGCACCACCUGCAAGACCCAUAAGAUAGACCCCUCCAGCCACUACCUGCGUUUGAAGGUUUGGAUGGACAGCCAAAUACUCUUUUAUGUUCCCAAACUCGAGGAGGACAUCUCUGAUCUGCUCUACAAAGAGAUUGAGGUUUGCCCGAAAGCUACCAAGGUGAUCCGGUUUGACAAAGCCGAGUCCUGCACCAUUGGAUAUGGUUUUUCUGUGGCAGUUAUAGAUGAGGAUGGGACGCAGCAGCUCCAUAUUACUGAAGUGAAAGAAGAGGGACUGGCCUCAGCUAAAGGUUUGAAAGCAGGGGAUGAGAUUCUGUUGCUGAAUGGUAAACCUGCAUCUGCACUCCAAAUGGAUGAUAUGCGGGCUGCGUUUGUAAACCAAGCGUUGACCUUGAGCGUCAGCACCCUGCCUCAGCUGGACCCUCGGGUUCUAUGCUCCCUUCCACCCCGGCGGUCAGACGGGGAUCAGGACCUGGCCAAAGACAUCUUCUCUCAGAGCCAAGAGGACAUCCUGGACGAUGUGUCGGGGUUGACGGUAAAUAGCCCAGAUGACAGUUUGGAGGAAGGACCACGGCUGAUCCUGCAGAGCCCCGGAGGUCAUCAGGAAGACAAAACCUGCACAGGCACUGGACAGAGGAGCACGGAGCAAGUCACUGCUUUCUGCCGCAGUCUCCACGACAUGAAUCCCCUGGAGUGCCCCAUGUCAUCCUCCUCAUCGUCGUCUUCGUCAUCCCUGUCCCCGAGCCCCGUGUCAGCUUUCCCGCCCACAGCAGGCACCGCCACCCAGAGACAGCUCUCCCACGCAGACAAACUCCGCAAGGUCAUCAAUGAGCUGGUGGAGACGGAGAAGACCUAUGUCAAAGACCUGAGGUGCCUAAUAGAUUGCUACCUGACACCUUUGCAGAAAGAGAGCUUCCUUAUGCAGGAUGAGCUGGACGUUUUGUUCGGUAACCUCAGGGAGAUGGUGGAGUUCCAGGUGGAGUUUCUCCAGACGCUGGAAGAUGGAAUCAGACUGGUGCCGGAUCUGGACAGACUGGAAAGAGUGGAGCAAUUUAAGAAAGUGCUGUUCUCCUUGGGUGGUUCGUUCCUGUAUUAUGCCGAUCGCUUUAAGAUCUACAGCGCCUUCUGUGCCAGCCAUACCAAGGUCCCAAAGGUCCUGGCCAAAGCAAAGACCGACCCAGAUUUCAAGGCUUUCCUGGCUGAGAGAAACCCCAGACAGCAACAUUCAUCCACGCUGGAGUCUUACCUGAUCAAACCCAUCCAGAGGGUCCUGAAGUACCCCCUGCUGCUGAAGGAGCUGUACUCCCUCACGGACCCUGAGAGUGAGGAACACUACCACCUGGACGUUGCGAUGAAGGCCAUGAACAAAGUUGCGAGUCACAUCAAUGAGAUGCAAAAGCUUCAUGAGGAGUACGGAGCUGUUUUCGACCAGCUCAUCAAUGAACAGACUGCGGAUAAAAAAGAGGUGGCUGACCUCUCGAUGGGAGAUCUUUUGUUACAUUCUACUGUGGUGUGGAUCAACCCUCCAGCCUCUUUAGUCAAGAGCAAAAAAGACCCUGAUUUGGCUGCUUUUGUGUUCAAAACAGCGGUUGUAUUUGUAUACAAAGACUGCUCCAAGCACAGGAAAAAAAUCGGUGGAUCUCACCGCGCGUCUGUGACUGAUGACAAAGAUCCUUUCCGUUUCCGUCACAUGAUCGCAACAGACUCUCUGCAAGUCCGCGCCCUUGCAAACUCUGAGGGUACGCCAGUGUGCGAGAUAGUUCACACAAGGUCCGAAUCUGAAGGAAGACCCGAGAGAACUUUCCAGUUGUGCUGCAGUUCUCCAGACAGUAAGAAGGACUUCCUGAAAGCAGUCCACUCCAUUCUAAGGGAGAAGCAGCGCCGCCAGCUGCUUAAGACAGAGUCUCUGCCACCCAACCAGCAGUACGUCCCAUUUGGGGGCAAACGUCUGUGUGCCCUCAAAGGGGCGCGGCCCACCAUGAACAGAGCAGCAUCAGCUCCAUCACGAACAUUAGCCCGCAGGAAGCUGGUGAGGAACCGCUUCACCAUCGAUACCGACCUGGUUUUCCAUGGCAACAACAACAACGGCAGCGAUUCGGACCCCUCCCAACACUUGUCCUACCCGCCGCUGUCCCAGCAUGCUCUUCUCCAAUCCCACAAAGCUCAAGGAGAGGACACAGACCGCUGGGUGGAAGAGCAGUUUGACCUGGGUCGCUAUGAAGACCAGGGGGAGGGCAUCGACGCGGGGCAGGUGAAGGAGACGGACAUUCUGAGCGACGACGACGACUACUGCGAGUCAGUCCGAACCGCGUCGGCAGAACCGACCGACCUGGACGGGAAGAUGGAGGGACUCGACCUACAGGGCGGAGAGGUGAGGAGCCAGAGCCUGAACGGGCGAGCGAUGAGUUCGAUGCAGGAGGAUGCAGUUGAUCGAAUAAAGCACGGUGAUGACUCAGGCUCAGUAGACUCCUUUACCUCCUGUGGCGUCUCUCUAUCCCGCUGUGCAACCCCAAACAUAAAGCUCGCCCCCUUGAAGCAGUGUGCUGUGGAAGGGGCCACAAACAAGGACCAUGACGUCAUCUGGGUGCGGCGGGACGACUUUGCCAAUGGGUGCAACAGCGACGUCUUCUGAUUGGGAGUAAGACGAGAUGAAGAACGUGCAAGAACAUGGGAGAGAGACUGGAUACAAGCUUUAAAUAGGAGAAAAUGUGUAUAGAAGGUAUUAAACCUCAGCCAGUCCUUCCUGUAUCCCAACACUCUUCCUCCCACCUCACCUGUAUCUCCCCUGUUCUGACAAUCCUAAAGUACUGACACACUGAGUGAGUAAGGAGAAGUAAAAUGUCCUCAGCUUCGUUUGUUGAGACCGCGAGAUUCUCAUCCUGAACUGCGUCAAAGAGGAACAGAAAGAAUACAGGGUUAUGAACACACACACACACACACACACACCUGUGGAAUUGCAUUUGAACGUAUGAGCAGCACUGCAUGUACACACUAGUAAACAAGCAAGUGUGUCUGUUUACUGUAAGUGCAGAGGAUGCACCGACACGAGAGACUGCAGGCAGCUACUGUACCAUGCACACAUUGUACCGAAGCAACGUCAUCACUGAACCCUGACCUGGUGGCCAGAAAUGUCUAUUUUUCAACACAGGAAUGUGGGUGUUCUAUUUUUUUGACUCAGAAACUGUGUUUGUAUUUCAACACUCAAGGGCUGUGUGUUACUGAACUUCUCUUCAGGGGCUUUUGGCUUAACGACUGCUGUAUAAAAGAUGGUGAGAUCCAACUAGCUUUAUCGUGCUCGUUAUCAUUUUAACUUAAUAUCAGCUGCACAUCGGUGUACAGUCAGGAGGAGGACAGGAGAGUGCUGUGAACCUCUUGUGUGGAAAUGUUUUGAAGCUCACUUUUAUCUCCUAGCAUAUGCUUUUUUGGAAGAUGGCUCGGACCACAGAUGCGUCUACCUAUUCCUUAUUUAAUUAUUGCCUUUUUACUGUCAUGUUUAAUGUUUACACCACGUUCAGCUGCCCAGUGUUACAAACCACCUUUUGUGUGUUUGGUGCCAGAAACAGGCUUGUGAGAGAGCCAGCGCUGCCCUUCACAUGAAUGUCCACUCUUUACUUUUGUUGCUCAAAUAAAAUGCCAUUGCCAUUUUAUUAACUGAUGGAUUCCGUAAGGUCACUAAUAUACUGGACCUUUCUCACCCCUUGUUCUCCAUAUUCUUGAUAUAUUACAUAAUUCCUACAAAAAUCCUGUUUUACUUGAAUUGUCUUUGUUUUGAAAAGAGGUAUUCAACAGAGCCAUGUCAGUGACUGUACCGACUCAUUCAGUCGGCCUGUCGUCUUCUGACCGAUUCAGACUUCUUCUUCUGCUCUCUCCAGCUGCUUUGACCUUUCGUCAGGUCAAGCGGCGUCACAACCACAAAGAAGCUUGCAGAGACAGACUUCACAUCCAUGACAUCAAUCCUGCCUGCGUUUUUUCCUGUAUCCACCAGGCUGUGCUGUUUCACUGUCAUCACAACACCACGCUGAUUGCUGAGAUCAACACAGUCAUGCGCACCUUAAUGGAUGUAUCGAGCACACACUUAAUACCCAACUGUGAGGGGGGCCGGGGGGGUCUGUGAGCUGCUCUGAUUCAGAGUGAGAGGAGAAACGAUACACUUUGGAUGUUGUCUUUUUAUUAUGAUGCUGGUUUCUUAGAGUUUAGCUUACUGGGGUGAUGGUGCCCAGUAAGGACGUUCAGAUUGUGAGGUACAAUCACCUGACCUGGAGGCAAGUCCUGUGAGACCCCCUUUGACUCCUUCCUUUGUACUUUUCAAACUGUGUUCGUACAUAAAACUGUGGAGUAUCAUCAUUUUUAUGUUAAAAUAAAUUUUCUAAAUUUA